AAGACCUGGCUCACGCACCCACAAAAACGUCCGGCACUUUUAAUUUUGUAAUCGCUGUGUAAUAAUCCUUUUUCGUGGCGUCUGGAUCCAUUGCGACUUCUUAAAAUUGGGCCUAUCCCUUACCACGUUUCAACAAAAAUACUGUUCUAAAAAUAACCUCUGCAUAACGAGGAAGUGGAUACCACAGGUAACAACAGGACCAAGAUGGCGGAUAGGAAAGCGGCGCUAGCAAAACUUUUAAAAGUUCCAGGAAAUGAAGUGUGUGCCGACUGUGGACUUGAAAAUCCUGAAUGGGCAUCCUAUAACAUAGGCGUGUUUCUAUGUGCAUCCUGUGCUGGAGUACACCGCAGUUUGGGCUCUCACAUCAGUAAAGUUCGAUCACUGACAUUGGAUAACUGGGAUGAUGAACAGAUCAAGAAAAUGGAAGAAGUGGGAAACCUCAGAGCCAAAGAGAAGUAUGAACAGAUGGUUCCACCAUCAUACAGACGACCAAAUACCAAAGAUGUACAAGUUCUACGUGAACAGUGGAUCCGGGGCAAAUAUGAGCGCAUGGAAUUCACAAAUCCUGAAAAGCAGACAUACCUUAGUGGGUAUAAGGAGGGCUAUCUGUGGAAACAAGGCAAAGAUGACAGCAAAUUUAUGAAGAGGAGAUUUGUGCUGUCAGAGAAUGACAACAAACUGGUCUAUUUUAACAAAGAAAAUGCCAAGGAGCCUAAAGCAUCCCUCAGACUUGACGAGAUCAAUGCAAUAUUUGUGCCAGACAAGAUUGGCAACUUGAAUGGGUUGCAGGUUACAUAUGAUAAGGAAGGCACAACCAGGAGUCUGUUUUUAUAUGCAGAAGAAGGCAAGGACAUCGUGGACUGGUAUAAUGCUCUUAGAGCAGCAAAACUGAAUCGUCUCAGGAUUGCGUUUCCAUUGAGUCAUAUUGAUGAGUUGUCUCAGCAGCUGACCAGAGACUUUGUCAAAGAAGGCUGGUUAUUUAAGCAAGGACCAAAUGCCAAAGAUGCAUUCAGGAAGAGGUGGUUCACACUGGACAAGAGGAGGCUUAUGUAUUCUGAAAAUCCACUGGAUGCCUUUCCAAAAGGUGAAGUCUUUAUAGGAAACAAGGAACAAGGAUUUGCUGUACGGGAUGGUGUUCCUCCAGGUCGCCCAGACCAAACCUUUGGCUUUACCCUGAAGACUCCAGACCGCCCUUUUAUUUUGAAUGCAGAGAGUCAACAAGAAAAGGAGGAAUGGAUGAGUGUACUUAAGCAAGUUGUAGAGACACCCUUGACACCACAAGAUUCUAGUGCUGCAGCAGCAGUGGUAAGGAAAAGAGCAAACUCUGCUCUAGAUGCUUUUAGUGCUUUAAAAAUAAGGUAACAAAGAAUAAGGCUAAUAACCACAUUAAGGUUUUAUUAAAAAACUGGGUAAAAGGAGGACCACAGAAGAUAGAAGACCCCAUAAGACUUAGCAGUGAUCAUUAUCAGUCUAGUUCCUUGGAUACUUAUUCCUUUGGAGGAAGCUUCAUUGUACAGAUUUUAAAUGUGAAGUAUCCAUCCAAACUAUGGAUUUAGACCGAAAGGUCCAUCAAAAGGAGGUUAUCACAUAUUCUCAGUUAAGUCCAAGUCGAUUGGCUGACCAACUUUUAAGAAAUAAUUGUGUAUUUGGUGACAUUGUGAGAGCAAAAUAUUUUAUAUAACAUUGAUUUUAUAAAUUCAAAUCAUGCCAAAUUGCAAUCAAUUAUUUGGUGUAAUAAUGGAUAUUAUUAGUUUUAAUACCGCCUGGUGUCAUGAUAUGAUAAUAUUUAAUCAAGGAUAAUAUGUAUAAUCAGGCCUUCCCAACU
Molecule: messenger RNA, 1825 nt
Organism: Lingula anatina
Lineage: Eukaryota; Metazoa; Brachiopoda; Lingulata; Lingulida; Lingulidae
Product: arf-GAP with dual PH domain-containing protein 1-like
Biological process (GO): positive regulation of GTPase activity
Cellular component (GO): cytoplasm; plasma membrane; intracellular membrane-bounded organelle
Molecular function (GO): phosphatidylinositol-3,4,5-trisphosphate binding; phosphatidylinositol bisphosphate binding; GTPase activator activity
Source: RefSeq, a predicted model, not a curated record